This is a messenger RNA of Aspergillus japonicus CBS 114.51, 1068 nucleotides long. Its product is annotated as acetylglutamate kinase. The record is from RefSeq and is a predicted model, not a curated record. NCBI's taxonomy places the organism in Eukaryota, Fungi, Ascomycota, Eurotiomycetes, Eurotiales, Aspergillaceae. Gene Ontology annotation, biological process: L-arginine biosynthetic process. The transcript has a single exon. Gene Ontology annotation, cellular component: cytoplasm; mitochondrial matrix. The coding region runs from base 1 to 1068 and encodes 355 amino acids. Gene Ontology annotation, molecular function: N-acetyl-gamma-glutamyl-phosphate reductase (NADP+) activity; L-glutamate N-acetyltransferase activity, acting on acetyl-CoA as donor; arginine binding.
AUGCAUUCUAUACGAGGCAGCUCAACCCUGCCCGUGGUAUAUCCUACUCACGGUAUCCGACUGUACUCGCAGGCUCAAAGCGACCAGGUGGCCGCAACUCGGUCCACGAUAGCACAACUCCUGCGCCAAAUAGACUCCAAACACACCGCCCAACAGUACCUCUCAUACUUCAGCACACCCACUUUCUCGUCCCGCCCUUUCGCCGUCAUCAAAGUCGGCGGUGCUAUUCUCGCUGACCACCUCCCUUCACUCGCGUCUGCGAUCGCCUUCCUAAGCCAUAUUGGCCUCUACCCGAUUCUCGUUCAUGGCGCAGGGCCCCAGCUUAACACGCUGCUCUCUGCCACGGGAGUCAAGUCAGAGUUCCACGAUGGCAUCCGCGUCACCGAUGGACGCACCCUGGCGCUGGCUCGCACAGCUCUACUCGAGGAGAACUUUAAGCUUGUUCAGGAGCUCGAGAAUAUCGGUGUCUCCGCUCGGCCGUUGACCUCGGGUGUUUUUCAAGCCGAGUACCUUGAUGCAAGCAAGUACGGCCACGUGGGCAGAGUCAACAAGAUUGAAGACUCGUCUAUCCGAGCGGCUCUGCGCGCAUCUUGCGUGCCGGUGCUGACCUGCAUGGGAGAGACUUCCGAUGGACAAGUUCUCAAUGUCCAUGCGGACCUGGCGGCAUCUGCCCUGGCGCGGGUGCUGCGUCCGGAGAAGGUCGUGUACCUUUCCGAGACAGGCGGCUUGGUGAAUGGGAGGACAGGAAGGAAAAUGGACGUGAUCAGUUUGGAGUGGUUGCGGAAGCAGGAGUGGGCGCGGUUGGGGAUGCGGUGGAGAGUGAGGAUGACGGCGGUGCAAGAUUUGUUGGAGGGAAAGGAGGGUGAAGAGGCAAGGGUGUCUGUAGUACAUCCUCGAGGGCUGUUAAAAGAGGUCUUUGCGGGCGAAGGCCAUGGAGAAGGGACGGUGAUCCGGAGAGCUAAGGCUAGGAGAGAAGUCGCUCCAGAGCCCGUGGUAAGAAGAAGCGAGAUGAUGGUGGGCCUGGUUGGCGGGCAGGCGGGAUUGCAGCAGCAGGCUGCUAUGGUCUGA